AUGGUAUACACGCGUCCUGUGCUCAUUCUGAAGGAUCCUGAGUUGAUAAAUCGAAUUCUCGUUAAGGAUUUUCACUACUUCAACUCACGCAUUGAGGUGGAUUUCACGAAUGAUCCCCUCUUUGGAUCCCUUUUCAUCAUGAACGAUGAACGAUGGAAGAUUUUCAGGCAGAAAUUGAGCCCAAUUUUUGCUCCAAAUCGUUUGCGUGAUAUUUUCGAAUCAAUUGAGAUGAAGUAUCGUGGUCUGGAGGAUUUUAUUGCAGCCAAUAAGACAGAUGGUACCACAUUGGAUUUCUACAGCUUAAUCAAAAGGUACCUAGUAGAUGUCAUGGCGGCCGUUCUUCUUGGCAUCAAUGUGGACUACGUGAAUAACCCGAAGGAUGACGUACGCUUUAUGAGUGAAGAAGCAAUCCCACCAACAGGAAGGACAGCCUUUACGCUCUUUUUCAGCUACCUCGCCCCAGGGAUCAAGAGGAAACUUCACUACAAUUUCUUCAGGAAGGAAGUUCAGGACUUUGUUGUGGGACUCGUGGAGUCAGUUAUGAAGUUUCGUGAUGACAAUCCAACUGAACGUUUUGAUUUUCUCCACAAACUCAUGGAAAUGCGUGAAAAUGGAAAAACCCCAAAAGGAUUUUCAAUUGAAGUCCUUUCUGCUCAGUUGCUAUUCAUCAUCCUUGCUGGAUACGAAGCAACAGGCACGGCCAUUUCUUUCUGUCUCUGGGAACUAGCAAGGAAUCCGAUGGUGCAAGCCAGAGCGCAAGAAGAAGUUGAUCGAAUCAUAGCACAGCACGAUGGAAAAUUCACCCUUGAGGCUCUCAAGGAGAUGACCUACAUUGAUAAUUGCCUGAGUGAGACACUAAGACUCAAUUCCCCGCUAACCUUCCUCAUAAGGAUAUGCAAUGAAGACUAUCACUGCGAAAAGUACAACUUGGUCAUUGAGAAGAAUACAACCAUCAUUGUUCCACUUCCGGGUCUGCAUAGAGAUGAAAAGUACUACGUGAAUGCCAAUAAAUUCAAUCCAGAUCGUUUUUUGCCAGAAGAAAAGGCGAAACGUCCCUCAGGAACUUAUCUUCCUUUCGGAGAUGGUCAAAGAUUCUGCUUUGGAAAACAACUCGCUAAGCUAAUCAAUACCUACACGGUGGGAAGUCUUCUACGUCGAUAUACGCUUAAAUUGGUGGAAAAUUCCAAUGGAGGUGAUUUGAAAUUGAAGCCCAUGACACCCUUGUUGAGUCCCGUUGGUGGAUCCUACUUAACUCUCAUUGAAAGAUAAUGAAUUAAUAUUGCUACAAAUGAAGCUUAAGAGAGCUUUACCAGGCGUCUCCAUCGACAGCAGGAAUACUUUUAUAUUUUAGAGCUUUCAGCAUAGUUCGCCA
Lutzomyia longipalpis is the source of this 1372-nucleotide messenger RNA. RefSeq names its product cytochrome P450 6B6-like. The coding region runs from base 1 to 1269 and encodes 422 amino acids. NCBI's taxonomy places the organism in Eukaryota, Metazoa, Arthropoda, Insecta, Diptera, Psychodidae. The record is from RefSeq and is a predicted model, not a curated record. The transcript has 2 exons. Gene Ontology annotation, molecular function: monooxygenase activity; iron ion binding; oxidoreductase activity, acting on paired donors, with incorporation or reduction of molecular oxygen.